AAUGAGUAAAAAUACAUAAGGAAUUUUGAUGGAGGGUGAAACAUAUUAAUUCUAAUAAUUUAAUAAAUUUGAGAAGUAAUCAGGUAAAAUUGGAUAAAGAUAGGUGUAUAAAUAGAAUCUAUAUAUUAUUUACAUGUUAUAAUGUAAAAAAAUUAUUGAUAAGUAAAGAAGGAUUUAGAAUUUGCAGAGUAAUUAGCAAAAUAAGAAUAGGAAGAGGAAGAGUAAGGAAAAGUUUCAUUAAUAUUGGAGGUAGAUAUUGAGGAUUAAUUACACAUUGAUUUUGAAUAUUGAAACUUAAGUUAUCAUUUAAGGAAAGAAGAAGGAUUAACUUUUAUUUAGUUAAUAUAAAAAUAAAGUAUACUGAGUUAGUAGUGAUUAGUAAAGAAUAGAUGGGUAUAGAAAAUAGUUAAUAAAUUGAUAACGAAACAUUAAUA
Messenger RNA from Paramecium sonneborni, 434 nucleotides. The record is from the annotation of a GenBank genome assembly. Lineage: Eukaryota; Ciliophora; Oligohymenophorea; Peniculida; Parameciidae.